This is a messenger RNA of Apodemus sylvaticus (European woodmouse), 826 nucleotides long. RefSeq names its product prohibitin 1-like. The record is from RefSeq and is a predicted model, not a curated record. Gene Ontology annotation, biological process: mitochondrion organization. Lineage: Eukaryota; Metazoa; Chordata; Mammalia; Rodentia; Muridae. The transcript has a single exon. Gene Ontology annotation, cellular component: mitochondrion; membrane. The coding region runs from base 8 to 826 and encodes 272 amino acids.
AGGAAUCAUGGCUGCCAAAGUGUUGGAGUCCAUCGGAAAGUUCGGCCUGGCUUUAGCAGUUGCAGGAGGCGUGAUGAACUCUGCUUUAUAUAACGUGGAUGCUGGGCACAGAGCUGUCAUCUUUGACCGAUUCCAUGGAGUACAGGACAUUGUGGUAGGGGAAGGGACUCACUUUCUCAUCCCUUGGGUACAGAAACCAGUUAUAUUUGACUGUCGCUCUCAGCCACGGAAUGUACCAGUCGUGACUGGUAGCAAAGAUUUGCAGAACGUCAACAUCACACUGCGCAUCCUCUUCCGGCCCGUGGCCAGCCAGCUUCCUCGGAUCUACACCAACAUCGGCCAGGACUAUGAUGAGCGGGUGCUGCCGUCCAUCACCUCAGAGGUUCUCAAGUCAGUGGUGGCUCGCUUCGAUGCGGGAGAAUUGAUUACCCAGCGAGAGGUGGUCUCCAGGCAAGUGAGCGAUGACCUCACAGAGCGAGCAGCAACAUUUGGGCUCAUCCUGGAUGACGUGUCCCUGACACAUCUGACCUUCGGGAAGGAGUUCACGGAGGCGGUGGAAGCCAAACAGGUGGCUCAGCAGGAAGCGGAGACAGCCAGAUUUGUGGUGGAAAAGGCGGAGCAGCAGAAGGCAGCAGCCAUCAUUUCUGCUGAGGGUGACGCUAAGGCAGCUGAGCUGAUCGCCAACUCGCUGGCCACAGCAGGUGACGGCCUGAUCGAGCUGAGAAAGCUAGAGGCUGCUGAGGACAUUGCAUACCAGCUUUCCCGAUCUCUGAAUGUCACCUACCUGCCAGUGGGCCAGACUUUGCCUCUGAAGCUUCCCCAGUGA